UAACAUCCCCAAAGAGGAAGGAAGGUCAAUUAAGUGGAUUGGAUGGCUGGGAGCUGGGACGAAAGCUAUGAUAGUGGUAGCCAGUCAGACGAUAGCUAUCAAUUUGAGAGAAUACGCAUAGAGCCUAUCUAUGAUGCAUUUGUUUGCCCUCUAACAAAGCAAGUGAUGCGGGAACCCGUUACUUUGGAAAAUGGUCAAACUUUUGAGCGGGAAGCCAUUGAAAAGUGGUUCAAGGAAUGCAAGGAGAGUGGAAGAAAGCUUGUUUGUCCAUUGACGUUGAGGGAACUAAAAAGUACAGAUCUGAACGCAAGUAUAGCUUUACGAAACACCAUUGAGGAAUGGACUGCUAGAAAUGAAGGUGCUCAGCUUGAUAUGGCUCGUAGGUCAUUAUCUUCUGGCAGUUCUGAAAAUGAUAUUCUUCAUGCUUUGAAGUAUGUUCAGCAUGUAUGCCGAACAACCCAAUCGAAUAAGCAUGUUUUCCAUGAUAUGAUACCCAUGAUUGUUGAUACAUUGAAGAGCAGCAGCCGUAAGGUUCGGUGUAAAGCUUUGGAAACCCUUAGAAUUGUGGUGGCGGAAGACAGUGAUAAUAAGGAAAUAAUGGCUGAAGGGGAUACUGUACGCACAAUAGUGAAAUUUUUGUCUCAUGAGCUUUCCAAAGAGAGGGAGGAAGCUAUCUAUUUGCUGUAUGAGCUCUCCAAAUCUGAACUCUUAUGUGAAAAAAUUGGAUCAGUCAAUGGAGCAAUUCUUAUAUUAGUUGGAAUGACAAGUAGCAAGUCUGAAAAUGUUCUUACUGUUGAGAAAGCUGAUAGAACACUAGAAAAUUUGGCGAAAUCUGAGAAUAAUGUGCGGCAGAUGGCCGAAAGUGGUUGGCUGCAGCCUCUGCUAACGCUACUUCUUGAAGGCCCACCGGAAACCAAACUGUCCAUGGCUGCAUGCCUUGGAGAGUUGGUUCUGAACAACGAUGUGAAAGUAUCUGUGGCUAAAACUGUAGGUUCAUCGCUGAUUAAUAUAAUGACAAGUGGGAACAUUCAAUCAAGAGAAGCUGCCCUAAAAGCUCUAAACCAGAUUUCAUCAUGUGAGGCCAGUGCCAAGGUGUUGAUAGAGGCUGGAAUCCUACGACCUCUUGUUAAGGACCUCUUUGCUGUUGGCAUUAGUCAGCUCCCCAUGCGUCUGAAAGAGGUUUCAGCAACCAUUCUAGCCAAUAUUGUGAGCUCUGGGUAUGACUUUGAUUCCAUUCCAGUUGGACCUGACCAUGAAACUCUGGUGUCAGAGGAAAUUGUCCAUAAGCUACUCCAUCUCAUUAGCAACACAGGCCCCGCCAUUGAAAGCAAGCUUCUCCAGGUUCUUGUUGGACUCACCGGUUCUCCAACAACUGUUCUGAAUGUUGUUUCUGCCAUUAAAAGCUCUGGUGCUACUAUUAGUCUGGUUCAGUUCAUUGAGGCUCCACAGAAGGAUUUGCGCCUGGCUUCCAUAAAACUUCUCCAGAACCUCUCUCCACACAUGGGUCAGGAACUAGCUGAGGCCCUGCGUGGCACGGCCGGCCAGCUUGGCAGCCUAAUCAAGGCCAUAUCAGAAAACAUUGGAAUAACUGACGAGCAGGCAGCAGCUGUCGGCCUUCUAGCUGAUCUCCCCGAGAGGGACUUGGGCCUCACACGACAAAUGCUAGAUGAGAAUGCCUUCCAGAAGAUCAUCUCUAGAGUGAUUAGGAUUCGGCAGGGGGAGACUAGAGGUUCCCGCUUUAUGACCCCAUACCUAGAAGGGCUUGUUCGGGUUCUUGCAAGGGUUACAUUUGAUCUAGCUGAUGAACCUGGUGCAAUUGCACUGUGCCGUGAACACAAUCUGACUGCCUUGUUCAUUGAGCUGCUUCAGUCCAACGGUCUCGACAAUGUGCAAAUGGUUUCAGCCAUUGCUUUGGAGAAUCUAUCGCAGGAAUCUAAAAACUUGACUAAAUUGCCCGAGUUGCCACCACAAAGUUUUUGUGCCUCAAUCUUCUCAUGUUUAAGUAAACAACCUGUCCUAACUGGACUCUGCAGAAUCCACCUUGGGUUAUGCUCGCUGAAAGAAUCCUUUUGUCUCCUGGAUGGACAGGCUGUGGAGAAGUUGGUAGCCCUUUUGGACCAUACAAAUGAGAAGGUUGUUGAGGCAUCACUCGCAGCACUCUCCACUUUGUUAGAGGAUGGGGUUGAUGUUGAGCAAGGGGUGAUGGUGUUGUGUGAGGCAGAAGGAAUAAAGCCCAUAAUUGAUGUGUUGACUGAGAAACGAACAGACAACCUGAGGAGGAGGGCAGUUUGGGCAGUUGAAAGAAUCCUGCGGUCCGAAGACAUAGCAUAUGAAGUUUCAGGUGAUCCAAAUAUCAGCACGGCACUUGUUGAUGCCUUCCAGCAUGCUGAUUAUCGAACACGACAGAUAGCUGAGCGUGCCCUGAAGCAUGUUGACAAGAUACCAAACUUCUCGGGCGUCUUCCAAAACAUGGGGUAGAGUUGGUAUACCUGUCAUACAGGUGUGCUUCAUGUGCAAGAGCAGUUGAUGAAUUGAAGGAUUUGUUUGUAUCUUGUUUAUUUUCUCCCAUUCCCCCCACCCCCUCUGCGCAGGAUGGUUUCCACCAGGCCAUCUUGAGGUUAUGGUUUGUGAAGAAUCAUGAAACGUAGGUACAUAAUCCUGUAUUUUCAUUUCUCUUUCUGCAGAGCGUUUCAAAAACCCGUUAUUUGUUUCUUUGAUCUUAAGCUUUUAUUAGCCUUCAUUCCUUGCUUCGAUUAUUGUAUUGGCAUUGAGGAUGAAUGUAAUUUUUAGCUUUUAUGAGUUUUUGGUUAAGAGUUUCUAAGGAGCUUGGUGCAA
Messenger RNA from Malania oleifera, 2835 nucleotides. RefSeq names its product U-box domain-containing protein 44. The transcript has 4 exons. Lineage: Eukaryota; Viridiplantae; Streptophyta; Magnoliopsida; Santalales; Ximeniaceae. The record is from RefSeq and is a predicted model, not a curated record. Gene Ontology annotation, molecular function: ubiquitin-protein transferase activity; protein binding. Bases 43 to 2478 code for a protein of 811 amino acids. Gene Ontology annotation, biological process: protein ubiquitination.